Molecule: messenger RNA, 1109 nt
Organism: Paramecium tetraurelia
Lineage: Eukaryota; Ciliophora; Oligohymenophorea; Peniculida; Parameciidae
Exons: 7
Biological process (GO): protein phosphorylation
Molecular function (GO): protein serine/threonine kinase activity; ATP binding
Source: RefSeq, a predicted model, not a curated record
AAACUAACCAAAACUAAAAAGUCAUGAAAAAUACUCAAGAUAAAGAUAUAGGUCUUAAUGUAGUGUAUUUAAUACAGUAACAUAAUUUGUCAUCAGAUAGGAAGAAGGUGACUCUUGAUUAAUUCCAUCUUCUAAGUGUCAUAGGAAAAGGGUCAAUAGGAAAGGUUGUACUAGUAAGAAAGAAAGACAAUUAAAAAACAUAUGCUCUUAAAGUCAUAAAAAAAACCUAAUUGAUAGAUAAUCAUUAGGUGAAGUAAAUCUAUGCUGAGAGAAACAUUCUUUAAAACUGCCAUCAUCCAUUCAUUAUAAAAUUAGAAUACGCAUUCUAAAAUGAGACCAAGUUAUACUUCUGCUUACAAUAUUGUCCAGGAGGGGAACUAUACAACUUAUUAGUUUAAAAAAGCAAAUUAACUGAAGAAUAAGCUAAGUUCUAUGCAUCCCAAAUUGUCCUGGCCUUUCAAUACUUGCAUGAAUAAGAUAUAAUCUAUAGAGAUUUAAAGCCAGAGAAUGUGUUGAUCGAUUCAGAAGGCUAUAUCAAGUUAACUGACUUUGGAUUCUCCAAAUAAGGAAUUUAGGGCAAUUUUGGAGCUCAUUCAAAAUGUGGAACAGCCGAAUAUUUGGCUCCAGAAUUAUUAGUAGGCAACCAUGGGAAAGCAGCUGAUUGGUGGACCUUGGGAACUCUAGUAUAUGAAAUGGUAGUUGGUUAACCUGCAUUUUUUGCAGAAACCAAAGAGGAAUUAUUUAAUUAAAUUCUCCAUCAAGAAAUAAAUUACAAAAAAAUGGGUGUUUCAUCUCAAUUAAAAGAUUUAUUAUCAAAACUAUUGUAAAAGGAUCCAAAUUCUAGAAUUAGUUCAGCCAAUGAAAUUAAAAAACAUCCUUGGUUCAAAAAUGUAGAUUGGGAUAUGGUUUUAUAAAAAUAAGUACCUCCUGUGUUUUUACCUCAAUUAAACAGUGAUGAUGAUGUUUAAUAUUUUGAUGAUUGUUUCCUUAAAGAACCUAUCUUCUCCUAAACCAAUUCAUUAUCUACAGAUGAAUAAAUGAAUAGUCCAUAUUAAGGAUUUUCGUAUUCUGCAUCCCCACCGCAAAAAGAAGAAUAAUGGGAAUUUUGA